AUGACUAAUAUAUUGUUUGUGGCGAUGGUCUGCAUCUUAGUUGUCGUAAAAGAGGCAAAAAACGACCGCUGUACUGGUUACGUUGAUAUCUUGGGAAACCAAAAGAAUGGCUUUGACUGUCCCAGCAUUAUUCAGGAUGAUUGGGACGAUGAUAAAUACUGCUGUGGUACUUAUAAUUAUAAAUAUUGUUGUGAUUACAUUACUUGGCUAACUGCCAAAUUCCAAGAUGACGACGUGAUAUUGCCAUCGCCAAUGUCCAGUAUAAUGGUUGGAAUACUGAUUGGUGUGUUAAUAAUUGUUGUCGUGGUUAUUAUUGUUAUCAUCAUGUGUGCUAGCAGCACAAAAAGGUCGCAGAAGAGAAAAAGAGUUGAUAUUAUAACUUCACCUUCAGCCAAGCCACCAGCAUACACUGCUACCAUUACGUAUACACCAGUAUCACAACCCGAACCACCUAGUUAUUCCCCGUGUAAACAACCUUGUAAUGCAGCAUACAUACAACCAAAGCGUACCACGAGACAUUCAUACUUCACGAACCAGACCAGCUCCAACGAUACGUCAUAUCCGGGGCAGUCGGACAUAAUUAUUGAGGAGAUGAAUUAA
Saccoglossus kowalevskii is the source of this 600-nucleotide messenger RNA. RefSeq lists its product as uncharacterized. The record is from RefSeq and is a predicted model, not a curated record. NCBI's taxonomy places the organism in Eukaryota, Metazoa, Hemichordata, Enteropneusta, Harrimaniidae.